Molecule: messenger RNA, 768 nt
Organism: Ricinus communis (castor bean)
Lineage: Eukaryota; Viridiplantae; Streptophyta; Magnoliopsida; Malpighiales; Euphorbiaceae
Exons: 1
Coding region: 1-768 (255 amino acids)
Source: RefSeq, a predicted model, not a curated record
AUGCGUGAGCUAAACGAGGAAUGUUCAGCAAUUUUCCAGAACAAGUUACCGAAAAAGCAACGUGAUCCAAUGAGCUUUACUAUCCCUUAUGUUAUAGGUAAUUUAACUAUUAGUGAUGCUUUAGCUGAUUUAGGAGCUAGCAUUGAUAUAAUGUCGUACAACUUGUUUGCUAAGUUGGGGCUGGGAGAGACAAAAUCUACUAGGAUGAAUAUACAACUAGCUGAUAGGUCAGUCAAGUAUCCUAAGGGUAUUGUUGAGAAUGUGCUUGUUAAGGUGGAUAAAUUCAUAUUUCUUGUUGACUUUGUAAUCUUAGACAUGGAUGGUGAGAUUAGUGUAUCUUUGAUUCUAGGUAAACAUCUCCUUGCAAUAUCUAAGGCAAUUAUAGAUGUUUGUGAUGGAGAACUUGAACUAAAGGUAGGCGAUAAGACUGUCACCCUUAACUUGAAUAAUUCUAUGAAACAGUCUUUAGAUCAUGAUGAUGUUGUGUAUUCUAUUAAUGUACUUAAUGAUGUUGUUGAGACACAAUUGCAGGAAAUAUUGGUUGAAGACCCUCUACAAGUCACUUUGCCAAUAGAAGAUGAGCAUGAGUUGUCAAAUGAGAAAGUGUUGGAGCAGCUUGAAUUUUUGUUAGUAAAUGAGCCAAACGAAGAGGAUAAUAAGUCUGCUGUAAUUGACAGGGUUGGUGUGCAGAAGUUGAGGCCAUUAAUUGAGGAAUCACCAGUUCUUGAUUUCAAAGAGCUCCCAAAGCAUAUCGACUAUGCAUAUUGA